UCAUCGCCAGUCGCAAUUCAGAUCACUUUCAAUUUGAUCAGAAUAAGUUCAUUGUGUUCAAAUAACCCAUCAAAUCAUGUGUCCUUUGGAUAUGGGAACAGAAUCAGUUGAAGUGAUGGAAGCCGAACGUAUCAUCAUCCCAGUAAAUGAUCUGGCGAUAAUGUUGACUAAUACAACCGGUCAACAUUCCCUCAUAGUUUACAAUAGGGAGUUACAUCAGGUGCGACUAGAGAAGAUUGAGGAUGCACCACCCCCACCGCAUCAGAUUGAGAUUAUCAUGCAGUCUCCGGCAACUGAAGGACAAGCGGUUAAUUCUGAUGUCCGGGAUCCUAACCUUACGACAUCUGAAAGGAUGUCUGCCGAAGCAGACAUCAAGAAUUUCACGUCCGUCGUUGAAGAAUUAAUAUCCAGACUCGACUCUAUCGUCGACCCGUCUGGACGCUCCAAUGCGGAUUCCAAUUUUUUUUCGUACUUAUAAUUACGAUUUUGUUGCAAAGCAUGCUUAUUUUUUUUAGGAUACUCUCUUUCUAACAACGUGUGUAAAACAACUGUCUUCAGCGCCGAAUGAGAUGCUGACGGUUCAGCCUCUGACCUCGUCAGUUGUGUCUGAAGCAAUAAAGGAGGCACAGGAAGCCGCAGUCCAAGCAGCAGUCCAAGCAUCCCCCCCCCCACAAACGCCCCCGCCAGUAAACGAACGAAAAAUAAAAAAAGUAGUAAUUUAGUAGUGAUUUUAUCGAAAUGAGUCAUUUGUAGAGUUCAUAUAUACAUGUAGAAUUUAGUAGUGAUUUUAGUAGUGAUUUCUAAUCAUUUUAAGUUGAUGAUUGAAAAUAAAAACAAAUGAUUUGAUGGAAAU
Folsomia candida is the source of this 853-nucleotide messenger RNA. RefSeq lists its product as uncharacterized. Bases 77 to 478 code for a protein of 133 amino acids. The record is from RefSeq and is a predicted model, not a curated record. NCBI's taxonomy places the organism in Eukaryota, Metazoa, Arthropoda, Collembola, Entomobryomorpha, Isotomidae. The transcript has 3 exons.